AACUCCUUCGCGUUCCCGCUGCCCCCCUCCCCACUGCCGCACCAACACGUCAGUCUCGGCGACGCCAAACCCUCGCCCGCUCUCCAGAACCCCCGCUAUGGCCGCCACCGGCGCUGCCGCGCCCGCGGCCGCGGCCGUGCAGCCGCCGCGGCAGUUCAAGCUCGACCCGCAGAGCGAGCUCCGCGUGGAGGUGCUCCCCGACGCGACCCUCCGCGUACGCCUCGUCUCCGGCACGGCCGAGAUCUUCGGCACCGAGCUCCCCCCCGAGGGCUGGCUCACCAUCCCGCCCCGCUCCAAGAUCGCCAUUUUCACGUGGCACGGCGCGACGGUGGAGCUGGACGGGGUCAGCGAGAGCGAGUACACGUCCGACGAGACGCCGAUGGUGAUUUAUGUGAACGCACAUGCCAUUCUCGACGCACGGAGGGCGAGGGCGAGGGCAGCGCAGGGGGGCGACUUGGAGGCCUCACAGGGACCUAGAGUGAUUGUUGUGGGGCCAACCGAUUCUGGAAAAAGCACUCUGUGCAAAAUGCUCCUUAGCUGGGCUGCCAAAUUGGGAUGGAAGCCUACAUAUGUGGAUUUAGAUAUUGGCCAGGGUUCGAUAACCAUACCUGGAUGCAUUUCUGCUACACCAAUUGAGAAACCUAUAGAUAUAGUUGAUGGGAUCCCUUUGGAGAUGCCGCUUGCAUACUUUUAUGGCCAUCCAAAUCCAAGUAUUAAUCCAGAUGUUUACAGAGCGCUCAUGAGAGAGCUAGCUCAAACAUUAGAGACACAGUUCUCUGGGAAUGCUGAAUCUAGGGCAGCUGGUAUGGUUAUUAACACGAUAGGGUGGGUUGAAGGCCUUGGCUACGAGUUACUUCUUAAUGCAAUUGAAAUCUUCAAGGCUAAUGUAGUGCUGGUAUUGGGACAGGAGAAGCUCUGGAAGAUGUUAAAAGAUGCAGUACAAAGUAAGCCCAAUAUCGAUGUCGUAAAACUUCAUAAAUCAGAGGGUGUCGUCCUAAGGAAUUCAAAAUAUCGUCAAAAGACUAGAAGUUUUCGUAUCAAGGAGUACUUUUAUGGGAUUGCAAAUGAUCUGGCACCACAUUCAAAUGUAGUCAACUUCAGUGAUGUUUCUGUUUUUAGAAUUGGUAGUGGACAUCAAGCUCCUCGGUCAGCAUUACCAAUUGGCGCAGAGCCUGUGGCAGAUCCUACUCGGCUUGUUGCUGUCAACAUCAGCACUGAUAUGGUCCACACAGUGCUUGCUGUUUCUUAUGCGAAGGAACCUGAUGAAAUAAUUUCAAGCAACGUUGCCGGAUUCAUCCAUGUCACGGAUGUUGACAUCCAAAGGAAGAAGCUGACGUACAUCGCACCUUGCCCAGGAGACCUGCCAAGCAGGCUGUUAAUCGCGAGCUCCCUGACAUGGUACGAGCAGGCCUGACCUGGUUCGAGGUUGAACAUUGUAGGUAGGUAACCAUAUGGCUGAUGACAUGUUGUAACGUCGACAUGGAUACUCUGUGCAUUUGAUAACUGGAACACUGUGUUGGCAAAGCUGAAUGGGUUGGAUGAUA
Hordeum vulgare subsp. vulgare (domesticated barley) is the source of this 1544-nucleotide messenger RNA. Its product is annotated as protein CLP1 homolog. The coding region runs from base 98 to 1414 and encodes 438 amino acids. The record is from RefSeq and is a predicted model, not a curated record. The transcript has 10 exons. Gene Ontology annotation, molecular function: polynucleotide 5'-hydroxyl-kinase activity. Gene Ontology annotation, biological process: tRNA splicing, via endonucleolytic cleavage and ligation. Gene Ontology annotation, cellular component: nucleus; mRNA cleavage factor complex. NCBI's taxonomy places the organism in Eukaryota, Viridiplantae, Streptophyta, Magnoliopsida, Poales, Poaceae.